Messenger RNA from Centruroides sculpturatus (bark scorpion), 528 nucleotides. Its product is annotated as TELO2-interacting protein 1 homolog. Lineage: Eukaryota; Metazoa; Arthropoda; Arachnida; Scorpiones; Buthidae. Gene Ontology annotation, cellular component: cytoplasm. The record is from RefSeq and is a predicted model, not a curated record. The coding region runs from base 27 to 491 and encodes 154 amino acids. The transcript has 4 exons. Gene Ontology annotation, biological process: chromatin remodeling.
UUAAGGCAUUUGAAACUCUGUUAGUCAUGGCAGAAUGCUGUGGGAGUUUUAUAUAUCAACGAACAAUGAAAGAAGUUUGGCCAAAUUUGAUUAAAAUUUUAGAAAGGCAAUGCAAAAUCAGCAUGGGAAAAGAAGACAAUUCUCCAUAUAGAUUCACAAUUGGAUACAAAUUACAAAUGAAGCUGCUAACUGAACUAGGAAAUCUAUCAUUAAAGCUGAAUAUUUUUGAGAAGGACUUGAGACUUGUGUUUGCUGCAUUGCAACCAUAUCUUAGUUUUAAACAACCAAAAAGUUUGAGAGAGGCUACAAUAAACACUUUCAAACUGCUUACAAAAGUUAAUGCAGAUGCUGUUUGGUUGUUUCUCAACAAUUUAUGUAGUCCUCAACCAGAACUUUCACCUUUGCAUUCUUCAUUUUGUCCAAUACAUUUUGCAGAACCCAAGAAAGAAUAUAGUCAAUCUGUUUAUCAGUUGUUACAAGAAAUUUCAUGACAGAACUACAUCUACCUCCAAGAUGACAUUAACAGCU